Messenger RNA from Talaromyces amestolkiae, 288 nucleotides. RefSeq lists its product as uncharacterized. The transcript has a single exon. Gene Ontology annotation, biological process: attachment of spindle microtubules to kinetochore. Gene Ontology annotation, cellular component: DASH complex. The record is from RefSeq and is a predicted model, not a curated record. NCBI's taxonomy places the organism in Eukaryota, Fungi, Ascomycota, Eurotiomycetes, Eurotiales, Trichocomaceae. Bases 1 to 288 code for a protein of 95 amino acids.
AUGAGCAUGAACAACAACAACAUCAACAUGUCAACCACCAAAGCCCGACAAUACGCGCACCUCCACUCGCAACUGGCGCAACUCAAUGCCCAUCUCGCCGAUACCGAGAACCUGGUACGAAUGACGGCUGUGCAGGCGGGCGACAUGCGAUUUUUGGGUGGCUAUGUGGGCGGCUUGUUUAUGGGGGCUGCGAAGGUUUUGGGCGAAGAGGGGGUGCAGCAGCAGAGUCAGCAGGAUAAGGGGAAGGAAGCGAAGACGGAGGAUGGAGAGGAGAGUAAGAAGGAGUGA